AAUUGCGGUAGUUACCGUGUAAUUGGCGCAAUUGGCGAUUUGUCAUUAUUUAAUAAUUAUCUAUAGAAAGUAAGCCAGGGUAGCAGCGCAUUUGUUACCGUUAGAAUAUAAAUGUGUCAAGUUCCAUAUUAGCGUGAAAUUAGAAGUCAAACAGGUGCCGACCAAGUACCAGAGACAGGAGACAAAGCUGUUAAGAAACAGGUCCAUUUCGUAAUUUGAAAAGUCAACAAGGCACGCUAUAGCGGCAGGCUUAUGGUUCAUACUGGCCAUUUAAAAAAGCUUAGUUGGUGUAUACACCAAUUAGACUGGAAGUUUUAUGUUUUGUAUAAAUAUAGUGUUUAAAUUCUGGCUAAGACGUUAUCAGAGAUUCAUUUGUAGUUCAGGGUAUUGUGCAAUGUGCGCAUAGUUGUGUUUACUCUCUGAUUACAUGGACUAGCGCAACGGAUAUAUAAACACACCGAUUCAAACACCUGUGACCUGUGUGCCGUUGGAUACCCGUGGGAGCGAGUGAACCGCAAUUUAAAACACCAAAUGCCCGGCUCGACCAAAAUCUCGUUCAAUUUGGAAAUGUGUCGCGGGCGAACGAACAUGACUAUGUACAUUAGAACCUUAAUCUUAUUACUGUCGUUCUUGUAUUUGAUAAACACUGGUGCUGAAUGCUACCGCAUCAAACGAGCAGUAAUGCUUUCAAUGGACCCUCAACCUGCAGUUGAAUGCUUGGACCGUACAACAACCGAAAAGAAUUCAACUUCGACUGUUAUUCUCACUGGGACAGUACAGUACUGUGACGUAAUAAGAGCAGGCUCUUAUAAAUGCAACAUUAAAAUAUGGCGAGUCAUGAAAGGAAACUCUCUCGCGAUGAACCUCAUAACGAUCCAGAAGCAAGGCAUUCUGACCUCUAUGUACAAAAAGAAGUACGUUGACGUAUAUGGACUUGGAAACUCUGCUUUUUGCAAGUCAAAUGUGGAACGGGCAGACACCAGAAUCUUCUUUUUAAAUAAAUUAAACAACCGACUCGUCGUAUCUGCUUCGUUGGAUCGAAUCACUUUGAAAAACUUGGAGAAUACACAGAAGGUCAUAGAAGGAAAACGCAUCAAAGAAGAACCGAAAAAGCCACGCGAUCCCUGCCAAGAAGUGCUUUGUGGUUACGGUGCGAGUUGUCAGGCGGUUGAUGAAGACACAACGACUUGCGUGUGCCCUCCAGUGUCCUGUUCCGCCUCCCCAACAACGGAGGACAUUCUCGCUCCCAUUUGUGGCUCGGAUGGCGUCACCUACCCUAACGAAUGCAGACUGCGUGCAGCAGAAUGCAUGGCGCAGCACCGCAUCAAAAUUAAAGCCACCACAUCGUGCGAAGCCCACCGUCAGGCCAUAAACUUUUUACGCACUAAGCCCACUCGUCGUCGUCAUGGUUUUAGGGUGCCACCCACAGAAUCAAGUUUAACCACACUGAAGCCCACUGAACCAGUGGACGACCGACUUUGUUCGACUGUUACAUGCGACUUCAACGCUGCUUGCGUUGUGCGUCCCUCAGACGACGGCUCUUUGGCGCCUGAAUGCGAAUGCCCGACCUGCGAGAACGUAGCAGUUGAGCCAGUCUGCGGUUCGGACCAACGGAGCCACCGCUCGAGCUGCGAUCUGCGGCGUGCGUCGUGUGUGGAGGGACGUGUGAUAACUGUCGUACGGAAUUCAGCAUGUAACCCUUGCGACAUUUUCAACAUCGAAAGUGGAAUUUUCUUACCAAUGUGCAGUGGAUCUUGCACACUAGAUGGAAACGGGGAGCCCCAGUGUUGCGAGACACUAAAAUGUGCGGCAAAUGAAACUGAACUUGUGUGUGGAAGCGAUGGAAACACUUAUGAAAAUGAAUGUUCUCUUAGAAGGUCUGCAUGCAAAACAGCCAAAUCCAUAACUGUAAUCAAGCAAGGCAGCUGCCCAACGAAGAAAGAAAUGACAGCUGUAAGAGGUUCACUGAGUAUACAAGCAGAUGAGAACUGUCCGGGAAAUUGUGAUUUACAAAAUAAAGAAUUUACUGAUUUCCUAACUAGAAUGGACACCUCAGUAAACCAGAACCUCAUGAGUCAAAACAACCAAGACAUUGAUGGCAAGACAUUGGGUGACUUCCAAAUAACUGAAGUCAGGCAGGGAAGUGCAAUUCUGCUAUUCAGGGCAUACUCGUCUACUACCAGUCAACCCAUUGCAGUAAAUUCGAAUGCAAAUUCGAACAACGAAUGGAUAUAUGAUCGCUUGUACAGUGAUGAUAAUGGCGCACUGAAAGUGGUAGCUCGGGAAAACGGUCUGAACCUCGUAACUGCAAGAAACCCACGCGAUGAUUUUGUUGUAGAAGAUGUAUGCAUGGACCUCCAAUGCGAGCACGGAGCUAUGUGUAAGAUCACUAAAUCUGGAUCCACCCUCACCCCCUCCUGCUCCUGUGAAAAUGUGGGUGCUGCAGAAUCGCUUCCAGUCACACACGCGUGCAAACAAGCAACCGAUGGCAAUGGUGUGCAUAGAAUCUUCAUGAAUGAAGCUGAAGCAAGGGGGGAGUCUUGCACUUCAAACCAAAUACUGGACUUUAAAGACAUUUGCCAAGAAGCCCCAAUUGACCCCUGUGCAGAGAUAGGGGGUUGCAGUGGUGUGGGUGAGGCUUGCAUUGUAAUGAAUGGGGUCGGUUCAUGCCAGUGUAUCACCUGUGGCGAGGAAUACCAACCUGUCUGCACGAAUGAUGGACAAACUUUCAGAAGCCAUUGUGAGGUGCGGAGACACAACUGUUUAUCGAAAACCAACCUGAUAAUUCUAAGCAUAGGUUCUUGUGAAAGUCAAUGUGAUGACAUUAAGUGUUGGUAUGGAGCUCAAUGUGAAGUGAUUGCUCAAGGAACUACAUGUGUUUGUCCAACUGUUUGUGUGAAAACCUACUUACCAGUUUGUGGAAGCGAUGGGCAGACUUACAGCAAUGAAUGUGAAAUGGUCGUAGCAGCAUGUCCACAAAAACUUGAAGUAACUGUAGCGCAUGCUGGUCCUUGUGACGAGCCAACACAUGAAGGUUCGGGUUCUGGUGCGGGCGACGAGUGUGGUUGUCUCUUUGGUGCCUCGUGUGACACAACUAUCGACGACGAGGAUGCAAAUUGUGUUUGUAACUUCAAUUGUGAAGCAAUUGGUGUUGCAGUAUGUGGUUCAGAUGGCAAAACUUACCCCAAUAUGUGUGAACUUGAAAAGGCCCAGUGUAACCAGCAAACACCAAUUUCUCUCGUUUCAAAGGGAAUCUGUAAAGUUGGAUGUGUGCAAAGCAGAUAUGGUUGCUGUGAGGAUGGAACAACACCAGCAAAGGGUGUGGCAAGAUCUGGUUGCCCAGAGAAAUGCUUGUGCAAUGAGCAUGGGUCUUAUGGCAAUGCAUGCAACCCAACUACAGGACAAUGUGUGUGUAGACCUGGUGUUGGAGGACUUAGAUGCGACCGGUGCAGACCUGGCUAUUGGAACUUUAGAGCACUUGCUGAGAAACUUUUCACUGGUUGUAUGUCUUGUCGUUGCCAUGAGUUUGGUUCAACCAGAGAUGACUGUGACCAGAUGACCGGCAGAUGCUCAUGCAAAGUUGGUGUAACUGGUUUGAAGUGUACCGACUGUGUGAGUGAUGGUUCAUGGGUCACCAGUAGUGUGUGCGAUAAUGCAGCAACAGCUGCUCCAAGUGCCGUUUCGUGUGAGGACCUGGUGUGUCGUGUCGGGCAGGAAUGCGUUGAGAUAAACAAUGCGUUUGAAUGCCAGUGCCCUUCGCUGACCUCGUGUGACAAUAUGGAUGAAGCAGUUGUUUGUGGGACCAAUGGCAUCACCUACGCUGAUAGAUGCCAGCUUAAAGUGUUGGCAUGCAAAGUGGGAGUCAAUGUGACAGUCGCACAUGAAGGGGCUUGCAUGAGCAACCUUGAGCCUUUGGUUGAAGGACCAAUAGUUCGCCCACCACUCGUACCAGUAACAAUAGAAACCACACGAAUGGUUCAAAUCACAACAACCACACAUCCUGUACCUGUUGUUGAACCAGAGCCUACACCAAAUGCAAAGCCAGAGCCAGAACCCACAUCUAAACCUGAACCAGAGCCAGAACCAACACCAAAUGCAAAACCAGAGCCCACACCAAAAUCUGAACCAGAACCAGAACCGACGUCAAAACCUGAACCAGAGCCAGAACCCACGUCAAACCCUGAGCCAGAACCAACACCAAAUGCAAAACCAGAGCCAACAUCAAACCCUGAACCAGAGCCAGAACGAACAACUAAAACCCCGUUAGUUCCAAAAUCUGAACCAGAAACACUUGCAACUUCAAAAGCAACACCAGCAACCACAGUUCUACCAGUUCCCACCACCACCCUUUCGGUGACAAAAACACCAAAAACAACAGCUGCUACAGAUGAAGUUGAAUGCAUGUACGGUGAUGAUGAAGAUUGUGGUGGAUCAGGAAGUGGGGAAGGGGAGGUUGAUAACACUGAAGCUCCAUCAGUCAUUCCCGAAAUACCAGAAGUUCCUACACCAGCUGCUGUUCAAUUUAUUGGGCAAGGCACGUUCUACUCUAUUGAUGGGAAUUCACUGAGGCAUUCAAAGUCAUUAGAUGUUCCUGGAUCUGAAGAGUUUAUCAACUACAGUAACCUUGUGGAAGCAGAAAUCAUGUCAUUAAUAAGCAACCCCCCACUCCUGGAUUCCGUGCGUGCCGUGCGUAUCAGUUCCUUCCGAUCUGCCAGCAUCUUCUGGGGAGGAGUUAUCGUCACAUUUGAGCUCCAUUUGACAUCCGGAUCGGAUGCAGGAGCAAUCCAGGACGCCUUAAACGCAGCGUCGAGUGAAAAUCGUUACUUCACUAUCUCGGAGCUAACAGGCAAGCAGAAUAUGUUUGUACACGAUGCACCCUAUGAACCAGUGUUGAUGGAAUAUGAUGAUUACGACAUUGAACCUGAACUCUAUGCUGAAAGGAUGUUAGAGGAAUACACAACUCCUGUACCAGCACUUUCAAACUACACAGAAGAUGGGCCAUGGACUGUCCCUCACUUCAGUGGGGCUUCUUACGCCGAGUUCCGUAAAGUGAAUGCCUUCAGUGAGAUCACAAUCCAGUUGAAGUUUCGCUCAGCAGAUCCUGAAGGGAUUCUCUUCUACAGUGGCCAGCUCAAUAACGGAAGGGAUUUUAUUUCUCUCGCAAUUAAUAAUGGCUAUGUGGAAUUCAGAUUCGACAUGGGUUCUGGCAUGUUAAAGCUUCGUAGCAAGCGUCCAAUCAACAGCACACAGUGGCAUACCAUAGUAGCUCGUAGAAUAAGAAGAGAUGGAAUGUUACAAGUAGAUGCAGAUCCUCCAGUACAAGGAACAUCACCUGGCCACGCCUCAGGAUUAAAUCUAGAUUCCAAUUUCUUUGUUGGAGGGUUUAAUACAUACCUUGAAGACCAGAGAUACCAGAAGCAAACAGGAGUAGACAAAGGAUUAACAGGAUGCAUAGAAGAAGUGAGGAUAAAUGAAAACCAGCUAAACAUUACAUCCAACUCUGAUCACUGUGUUUCAACGUUCCGCCUUGCAGAAUGUGGUGCAUCUCCCUGCAUUCCCAACCCAUGCCAGCAUUCAGCCAAUUGUUUCAUCACAAUGCAAGCGAAUAUCUUCACAAACAAAUGCGAAUGCAAAGAUAAUUAUGAAGGUGAAACAUGUCAAAGGGAAAAUACUGGACUUUCGGUCAAAAAGAAACCAAACAACCCGUGCUCGCCUAACCCUUGUCAGGGAGGUGCUAAGUGUAUAGAGAUGCCUGGUGAGGAGGAAUUCACCUGCAAAUGUCCUCCAGGAAGAUCAGGAUCUCUUUGCAUGACCAACCAAUCUGCUGCUCUGCAAGGCCCGUCCUUCAUGCCUGCAUUUGCCGGCGAUUCAUAUUUGGAACUUCCAUCUUUAGGAAAGGAUGUUCGGUCAAUCAUGUCAAUAGAAAUCUUAUUUUAUUCAAAUCAACCUGACGGUUUAAUUUUCUACAACGGGCAGAAAAAAUCUGGCAAAGGAGAUUUUGUUUCCCUCAAUCUAAAGAAUGGAUUCCUUGAGUUUAAAUACAACCUUGGACAAGGGGCAGCAAAUAUCAGGAGUGCCAACCCUGUAAGUUUGAAUGAAUGGCAUAUUGUGGUGUUAUCUCGUGCCAUGAGAACUGGAGACCUUUCAUUGGAUAAUUUUGAUCCAGUGUAUGGGACAUCACCGAAAGCCAUUCCUCCUGUUAAAAACAAGAGCCAACACUCCUUCUUAGACCUUAAGCAACCUAUGUAUGUUGGUGGGUUCCCUGAUGGUGUCAAAUUUAAUCCAGAAGCUGGAGUGACAACUGGACUGAGUGGUGCAUUACAAAAGUUCCAAGUGAACGGUGUGAACCUGCCCAUCUCCCCAGCUGGUAGUGUCUCUUACUUCAAUGUAAUAGCAUUCAACGCCCAUACAUGUUAUCGCAACCCAUGCGACAAUGGUGGUGUAUGCCAUCCACGUGGAGCAGAAUAUAUGUGCGUGUGCUUACCUUACUACACGGGAGAUAACUGUGAGCAAGAACAUUCUACUGACUUGCUACAAGAUGAACAAGCGACUGCCAUUUAUUUGGAUGGAACAACUAAGAUAAUGUAUAGGAAUGCAGUGAAAGCAAUGCCAAACGAUUUUCGAGAGCAACUAAGUGACAAUUCUCGUGCACGAACACACAACAAUUAUGAAAUCGUGUUCCGCACUACUGCUCGUCACGGUCUACUGCUCAUGGUGGGCAAAGCGAGGGAGGGGGUCGAUUAUAUUGCACUCGCAAUCCAUGACGGUCGUCUUCAUCUUCGUUUUGACCUUGGUUCUGGUCCAGCGCACGUAAUAUCCGACCAGCAAAUCAACAACGGAGAAUGGACAACUGUAAAAGUUAACAGAAAAAUGAACAUAGGAAGUUUGCAAGUAAACAACGGGUUAAUAAAGACAGCGACCUCACCAGGGUUAACUAAUCACCUGAACUCUGAUGGAAUGUUGUGGUUAGGUGGCGUUGACUACCGACCGCGAGGUAUUGGUCUUUACAAAUCUUUCUUUGUCCCGUUCGUCGGCUGCGUGGCCUCAGCAAAGAUCCACGACGAAUCAAUUGAUUUACGGGCUGACGCGUUUAAUUCUCCCGUUGUGCGUUCGUGUAAUGGUCGAUGAUGGAUACACGCAAGCCACAGAUUUUAAAGCUGACAGCGCCGUAGGUUCGAGCACAGCACAACCAUCAAAACAAUUUCUUUCACGCUUUAUUAUCCACACCCACUAACGUAUUCGAAACGGAAAUCAUUUUAGGUAAUUUUUCAAUUUUGCACCACCAUGAAAAAAAAAAAAAUGUCCUUUAAAUUUUCCAAGAUUGUAACAAUUGAAUACAUUUUCAUUUGAACUGGUUAAAUACCUGGCGCAAAAUUUCUUUACAAUAUUGCCACCAAAUUUAGGCGCUUAGUUUUUACUGUUGUCUAAGCAUGGGUAUCAGAUUUCAAUACAUUUACCAUAUUUUCACCUUUAGCAUUUUAUUUCAAUUUCACUUUCGUGUUUUGCAUCGUUUCGAACAAUCACUUUAUUAAGGUUACGAAGCCUUUUCAUUUAUAAUUUUCGAUUUUAAAAACGACAAAAAAAGUUUUGAUUUUUUGCGAGGGUGUAUACUGCACGUACUGUCGAUUUCUCUCGGUCUCCUUUCAUUCCAUAUUCUUAUUUGAACUUUUUAGAUAAUUCUACAUGUUGUACCAUACCGUAGCAUGCUCUAUUUAUUUUCUAUUUUCCUGGGGACCGAACAAAUUUUCGCUUCUUAGUUUUUACCCCGUCACUGUAUUGUUUUAUCUUUUUUUGCGCUGUAUUUUUCUCUUUAAGAAGCGAAACUCAAUCCUAAACGCACUGAAACCAACGAUAUAAAACAAUUUGACCCUAUUUUAGCAUUGUUUUAUAACUCUGCCGUUGUUAUAUGAAAUUCAAACCGAGAUUUAUCAAGUCCUUUGUUAUCUUACGUUCGUCAGCAUAUACAACUUCUUUCAAUAAAUCGUGUUUAACUGUUAA
Ciona intestinalis (vase tunicate) is the source of this 7998-nucleotide messenger RNA. Lineage: Eukaryota; Metazoa; Chordata; Ascidiacea; Phlebobranchia; Cionidae. The record is from RefSeq and is a predicted model, not a curated record.